AUGGCAACUUGGGCAUACCCCCCACUGCCCCCCGAUCAAGUGAAUCGGGAGGCCGAUAAGGCGCUGGCCUGUGAGCUCGAGUGGCUCCUCCAAUCACUUCAGGAAUCCCUUGUUUCCCUCAAAGAAGGCCUUCAAGAGUGCGCGGCUCUAAUCGCACCACAAGAACCGGGUUCUACUCUGGUUCUCUCGUCAUUGCGAUCAGAAAAUGUCAAAGGUUUCGUGACGCGCCUCGGCACGCAGGUGGUCAAAGGGGAUAUUCAGCUUCGUCUUCCCUCGCUACCUCCUCCACGCGGCAGCCCCAGUACCCGAUUGACUCUGUCGCAAUCCCCCGAAGCUCCUAGCUUAGUUCUGCAGCAGCUCGUGUCGGUGCGAAACCUGGUCAACCAGAGUCUGGACAUUGUGGAUGUGAGCACAUAUACGGGCAAUCCUCUUGAUGCGACAUUUAUCUUCAGCCAGCUGCAUCUCUUGCAUGAGACCAUCAGCGAGGCACGACAGAUGCUGAAGGGGGAGGGGGACGUGCGAGGCAACUGGUGGGACGCCAGUGCUAGCGAUAAUAUGUUUGAUCCUCCGCCUCCGCCCUAUGUCUCAUUUCACCUUUCCAUUGCCGACUCCGCGCUUGUUCUUCUUCUGCGCACCUUGGAGAGCACUACUAUUACGCAAACUCCGUCUGCUUUCGCCACAGAUAUCUCUUUGACAGGAUUCUCCCUGCGGGACCGAAUAUUUGGGAGCCAUAAACGUGCACAUGAUGAGGCUGGUGAUGUAUUCAUGUGGCACGGAGAAGAAGUGCGUGUCAAAGAAAAGGUUCGGGUGGAAAGCCAGGAUCCCAGUCUGAUGGCUGUCAUGGCAAAAUUGACAGCUUUGGAGCAUGAAGUUAUGCGCUGGGUGACCGCAUUGCGAGUACUUAUGGGCAAUGAAGAUACAGAGAGCGACACAUAG
Molecule: messenger RNA, 936 nt
Organism: Penicillium pulvis
Lineage: Eukaryota; Fungi; Ascomycota; Eurotiomycetes; Eurotiales; Aspergillaceae
Exons: 4
Coding region: 1-936 (311 amino acids)
Cellular component (GO): RAVE complex
Source: RefSeq, a predicted model, not a curated record